Molecule: messenger RNA, 1431 nt
Organism: Rubroshorea leprosula
Lineage: Eukaryota; Viridiplantae; Streptophyta; Magnoliopsida; Malvales; Dipterocarpaceae
Source: the annotation of a GenBank genome assembly
AAAGCAAUAAACCUUUCUUCAAAUAUUUCUCCUUCUUUUCAAUUUCUAACAUGAUUGAAUUGUUUAUCCUCGAUUCUCAGACCCUUUCUGAGGUGAUAUUAAAUCUUUUUAAUGCUUCUACUGCCUUAUCUACUGCUCCGGGUACCAAACCUUGGUAUUUCGAUUCUGGUUGUUGUAACCAUAUGUCUUCAAUUACUGCUCAUUUCUCUUCAAUGUCACCUAAUAAUUCCUUUCCUGAUAUUUAUUCUGCUGAUGGUUCCCCUAUGAAUGUUAGUUACAUUGGUAAUGUUUCUACAAAGACACAGACAGGACAACUUCUUGGAACUGGUCGCAAGGUGGGGCGUUUGUUUGAGCUCAACUAUCUACAUAUUCUUGAUAAUAAAAUGGAUACACCAUCAUUUCCAAAUGAUCGAUUCAUCCAAACCCUGCUUUGUGCUAUUGAAUUAGAGUCUUUGCAAAUUCCAUAUCAACAGAUCCUCCAAGUCUGUGCUGCUACUAACACUUCUCCUCUCCAUUUGUGGCACUCACGACUUGGACACACCUCUGUCGGUAAACUUCGUCCACUUAUCUCUCGUGGUUUAUUAGGAUCAGUUCCGAAUGAAUCUGUGCAUUGUGUGUCAUGUCAAUCUGCAAAACAACCAGCUUUAUCUUUUUCGAGUAGUCAUUCUCAUUCUACUGCUCCUUUUGAUCUUGUGCAUUCUGAUGUUUGGGGUCCAUCUCCUACACCCACCACGGGGGGUUCCAGGUACUUCGUGUUAUUUAUUGAUGAUCAUACUCGUUUUACCUGGAUAUACCUUAUGAAAAGUCGCUCUGAAUUAUCACAAAUUUAUAUUGAUUUUGCUACCAUGAUCAAAACUCAGUUCUCUAAAAUUAUCAAAGUUUUGAGAACUAACAAUGCUACUGAAUAUCUUGAUACUAAACUUCAAUCCUUUUUGAAAGAACAAGGUACACUGCCACAACAAUCUUGUCCUUAUACUUCUGAACAAAAUGGGCGAGCCGAACGCAAAAACAAACACAUCCUUGAUUCUGUUCGUGCUCUGCUCAUUUCAUCCUCUUGUCCAGAGCGAUUUUGGGGUGAGGCUGCUCUUACAGCUGCUUAUCUUAUUAAUCACAUUCCAUCAUCAGUCCUUAAUAACCAGUCCCCAUAUGAGCGUCUACAUGGUACAUCUGAUGAGCUCUACAAUGCCUCACCACAUGCUCCAACUAGUUCUGUAGAAGAUGAUCUGCCUGCUGGUAAUGCAUUAGAUACUUUUGAGCCUUCUUCUACUUCCUUGUCUACAAAUGAACCUGUUGUCCCAUCCUCGAGUCAUCCUACUCGGGUAAGAAAGCCUCCAAACUACCUUCGUGAUUAUCAUUGUUUUCCUGCUAUUACUUCGUUACAUGAGCCUCAAUCCUAUCAAGAGGCCUCUUCUAACCCUCUUUGGCAACAAG